UGCGGCGGAUCAGCGCUGCGAUUGGUUCGGCGGGUGCCUCGCGGUUUCUAUUGGCAAAAGCGCCUCGAGCCCACUUUCCAAUGCCCAAAUCCAAGUCAAAGUCCUCGUUCGUUCGUCAGAUGUGUCUGCUCCUCGUUGCGUUUUGUCACCUCCGUUUCCAGUAAAACUAGACAAAGCAUGUCGGUGUUUUGUGACGUUCCGCUGUCCGCUCCUGUGGCCGUGUUCCAGUUAACGCAGGACUUCAACAACGACCCGUUUCCCACCAAGGUGAACCUCGGCGUGGGAGCCUACCGGACGGAUGACGGCCAGCCGUGGGUCCUGCCUGUGGUGAAAAAGGUGGAGAAGGUCAUCGUGCACGACAACCGGUUAAACCACGAGUACCUGCCCAUCCUCGGCCUGCCCGAGUUCAGAGCCGCGUCCUCCAGGCUCGUGCUGGGAGACAAGAGUCCCGCCAUCAUGGAGAGCAGGGUGGGGGCGGUUCAGUGUCUGGGUGGUACUGGUGCCUUGAAGAUUGGGGCGGAGUUUCUCCGUCGUUACUACAAUGGAAACAACAACACCAAAACUCCCGUAUACGUGUCUGCACCUACCUGGGAAAAUCACAAUGCUGUGUUCGCCAGUGCUGGGUUUGAGGACGUGCGCUCAUACAGGUACUGGGAUGCGGCGAAGCGGGGCCUUGAUAUGUCGGGUUUCCUUGGCGACCUGGAGAGCUGCCCCGAGCGCUCCAUCUUUGUCCUGCACGCCUGCGCCCACAACCCCACCGGCAUCGACCCCACCCAGGAGCAGUGGAGGCAGAUCGCCAGAGUCAUGAUGAGGAGGCAGCUGUUCGCGUUCUUCGACUCGGCGUACCAGGGUUUCGCCUCGGGGAACCUGGAGAGGGACGCCUGGGCCGUCCGCCAUUUUGUCUCCGCCGGCUUCGAGGUGUUCUGCGCCCAGUCGUUCUCCAAGAACUUCGGCCUUUACAACGAGCGGGUCGGCAACCUGACCGUCGUGGCCCGCGACGCCGACAGCCUGAGGCGCCUGAUGUCGCAGAUGGAGAAGAUCGCCAGGGUCACCUGGUCCAACCCGCCGUCCCAGGGAGCCCGCGUCGUGGCCCUCACGCUCAACUCGCCUCAGCUCUUCGACGAAUGGAAGGACAACGUGAAGACCAUGGCCGACAGGGUUCUGCUGAUGCGGGCUCAGCUGAAGGCCAAGCUUCACGCCCUGAGGACCCCGGGGACGUGGGACCACAUCACACAGCAGAUCGGCAUGUUCAGCUUCACAGGCCUCAACCCCAAGCAAGUGGAGUAUUUGGAGAAGGAGAAACACGUCUACCUAAUGGCCAGCGGGCGCAUCAACAUGUGCGGCUUGACCACCAAGAACAUCGACUACGUGGCCGCGUCCAUCCACGAGGCCGUGACCGUGGUCCAGUGAGGCCCGGCGCUGCUCGGAGGCCCGGGACCACGUGCGCGGGGACCCCGGUAAAGCAAAGUUCACCUGUAGGCGCCUGUCUGUUAUUAAUUCACCUGUGAUUCACGUUUUUAAGUUAGCUCACGUGGAAUGCGUUCCACAGUGGUGGAACCUAGAGUAGAACCACACACUGUGAUGCAAGAGCCUCUUAUCAGUGGCACAAACACACUUAUCAGCCUGUUUGCUACUGUAGCAAGACCCUGUUCCAUCAGGUCGUCUGCUGAGAUGAAGCAACCAACAAGGGGCUUUAAAUGCAGGUUCUAUAUGUUGGAGUGAAUAAGACUUUAUUACAGUGGAUGCAGUGCAAAUGAUUGUAAAGCAAGACGAGAAGCACACAAGUUGUUUAAUCAAUUUAUUAAUAUAUUACUAAUGUCCUGUUGUAGAACAUGGUCUGUCUCGUGAUAUCUUUGGGAAACUUUGUCUGCAUUUUGCUGUACAAAACUAACUUUUCCUGUCACGUCGCAAAUAUAAACCCCUGUAAGCGGAACGGGAGCGCUUUGAAAGCGUUCUGCUUCGCCAGAGCUUCUGAUUGACGCGAGCCCUCGCUCAGCCAGUUGUCAGAUCAAAGGACCUCCCACCGUGAAGAAAAGCUUAGCAGCAACAGCCUUAGUGCUUCCAGGCAGAAUGAAUAAAGUCUAUGUGUGUGUGUGUGUGUGUGUGUGUGUGUGUGUGUGUGUGUGUGUGUGCGCGCGCGCGCGUGUGUGUGUGUGCGUGCGUGUGUGUGUGCGUGUGUGUGUGUGUGUGUGUGUGCGUGCGUGCGUGUGUGUGUGUGUGUGUGUGUGUGUGUGUGUGUGUGUGUGUGUGUGUGUGUGUGUGUUCUUGCAUGGGGGGAGUUGACUUGACGUCAGUGUGCGUCAUUGCCUUCCUCUUUCAUAUCUCCCUUUGACUCCGUGUACCUGCCAGAGUUUCCCAAUAAUAGCGCAGUGGCCUGACUUUCUCUCUUCUUCUCGGAGUGAAUGGCUUUUAAAGGUGAGAUGGCAUUAGGUCGCAUGGCUUCUGUACAGGGCAGUUACUGCGGACUGGAGGCAUCCCGUCCAUGCGUCCUUGUACAUCGUCAUGCAUGAGGAAAAUAUUUGUACAAUGGAUAAGUCUACAGUAAAGAGCAGCAAAAACACACAUGCAAGUUGGAUCAAUACUGUCCAUCCAAUAAUAAUAUCCACUUGGAUCCUAAGACCUCUAGCUUAUUUUAGGUUGGUGUGAGCAGCUUUAGUGACUGGGGUGAAGUUCAUAGAAAGGUGGCAGGAGGUCAGAGACUCUGAUGAUGCUUCAAAUGCAAUAAUGCAAUAAUGAGAGGACGAGCAGGCGACUGCUGUUAAUGUGAUGAUGGUGUUUGACGCUAUAAUUCUGAGGUGAUGAUUCAAGUCGCUCACGUUACGCUCUUCACUGUGCAGUGACUUCUAUUGCUAUGUUUAAAUCACAUCAGACUCCGUAAACCUGAUAUUAUUGUUACAAACAUCCGGCAACAAGUUCCUGUUUUCUGUCUCAGACAUGCUUUUAAUCUGUGCAUAAGUCGCUGAGAGGCCAGUGAAUACAAUGUAAAGUCAUUCAAGUUAAGAUUUAAGUUAUGGCUUGUUUAAAUACCUUUUAUUUUCAUCUGAUAUAAAAACGCUAUAAAAUGUG
This is a messenger RNA of Betta splendens (Siamese fighting fish), 3066 nucleotides long. RefSeq names its product aspartate aminotransferase, cytoplasmic-like. The transcript has 9 exons. The coding region runs from base 178 to 1410 and encodes 410 amino acids. Gene Ontology annotation, molecular function: L-aspartate:2-oxoglutarate transaminase activity; pyridoxal phosphate binding. Gene Ontology annotation, biological process: L-aspartate biosynthetic process. The record is from RefSeq and is a predicted model, not a curated record. Lineage: Eukaryota; Metazoa; Chordata; Actinopteri; Anabantiformes; Osphronemidae. Gene Ontology annotation, cellular component: cytosol.